AUGGCCAACAGCGACGAUGAAGACAGCGCUGUCAGCUCUGAUGACAGCUUUGAUGGUGAAUUAGAGAUCUACACCCCCUCGGAGAUGCUUGCCAAGGGUCUGGGAUUUCUGGGAUAUACAGAAAAGCAGCUCAAUCGAAAGAACCUCUCCGAAGAAACCAAGCAAGACCGUCUUGUUUCUCAUUUCGGUGCUAACUCCUUUGUCUUGGCACAUCUCUGGGAAGAUCUGCAGAAAGCACCAAACAAAGAAGACCGCCUUGAUUCUGGAAAACGAAUUCUGAGGGACUACUUCCAAGCACUCUACUUUCUCAAGCUGUAUGAACCCGAAAAUCCUCGCGCAUCCCGCUUUCAGAUCUUUUCUGAAUGCGGGUUAGCCGACAAGCUUCGGAGGAUCAAAAAAAAGUGCAUUUCGGAUGGAGGAUAUCGAGGCUUUCCUGAUCUGGUAAGCACUCCCAACAAUGCAUAUGAUUUGCCGGAGGUCCAAAAAUUCAAGAGCAGAGCCCGUCUCCGCCAUGAGCGAUACAAUGGCAUGCUGAAGACAUUCCAUUGUCUCUCAGAGAGUUUUCGUCAUGGGAAAUCCCAUGCCGACUCCAAGGCGAAACUCUGCUCUUGCUUGGAGGCAGUGGCGGUCAUCGUCCAGUACAGGAUGGAGUACGGUGAACCCCUGUAUGAUAUUUAA
Messenger RNA from Seminavis robusta, 678 nucleotides. The record is from the annotation of a GenBank genome assembly. NCBI's taxonomy places the organism in Eukaryota, Bacillariophyta, Bacillariophyceae, Naviculales, Naviculaceae.